CGUGCGGUUGGGCACCGUCGCCGGCGUCAGUCGCUGGCUGGCGGUGAGUGAGGACGGACGUGCACGGCACAAACUAGCAGCCAUGGUGUUACGGGACUCUGAAUUUUACGAGCAUGAGAAUGAGUCUUUCUUAACGUUCCUGUACAACAAACAUGAUGGCACUGUUAUGGGACGAACGGGCAUAUCAUGGCUGAAGAUCGGCGUUUUCUACCUGUUCUUCUACGCGUUCCUGGCGAGUUUCUUCGCCGUGAUGCUGACCAUCUUCUACCAGACUCUCGACCUCAACAACAGCCCAACCUACACCCCGGGCGACGGCAGCAGCCUUCUUUCACAUCCUGCCCUGGGCUUCCGCCCUCUGCAGCGCGCCGACAACAUCGAGUCCACGCUCAUCUGGUACAAGAACGGCGACGAGGCGGACGUUGAGCACUGGGUCACCUCCCUCAACGACUUCAUGGCGCCGUACGAGAACGCGACGAACAGCGUCGACUGCAGCGACGGCAAGCCUGCCAAGGAGGGCAAAUUCUGCAGCUUCAGAACCAGCCUACUGGGAGGGACCUGCAACAAGGCCAACAAAUGGGGUUACAUGAGUGGCUCUCCUUGUGUCCUUCUUAAACUCAACAAAAUGUUAGGCUGGAAGCCUGAUGUUUACAAGUCUCUGGAGGAGCUUCCUGACGACAUGCCUUCUGACCUCAAGGCUUACAUCACCGGUGAAAAAGCCAAAAAUGGAGGACGAAUGCCCAAGCUGAUUUGGGUCUCGUGUACUGGAGAGAACCCCGCGGAUGAGGAAUAUCUGGGGGAAAUCAAAUACCACCCGUGGCGCGGAUUCCCCACAUAUUUCUUCCCCUACCGCAACUCCCUUGACUAUCGUUCCCCUGUCGUGGCAUUGGAGUUCAUGGGCUUGGCUCCCAACAUCCUCAUCAACAUCGAGUGCAAAGUCUGGGCCAAAAACAUUGAGCACGACCGCAGCAACAGGGUCGGUUUAGUCCACUUUGAGAUCCUCAAAGACUAGCAUGACCGCAGCAACAGGGUCGGUCUAGUCUACUUUGAGAUCCUCAAAGACUAGCAUGACCGCAGCAACAGGGUCGGUCUAGUCUACUUUGAGAUCCUCAAAGACUAGCAUGACCGCAGCCUCAGGGUCGGUCUAGUCUACUUUGAGAUCCUCGAAGACUAUCAAGACCGUAGCAACAGGGUCGGUCUAGAAUCUAGAUAGCCUACUUUGAGAUCCUCGAAGACUAGCAUGACCGCAGCAACUGGGUCGGUCUAGUCUACUUUGAUAUCUUCAAAGACUAAAAUGCCUUCAUUGCAUUACUUGCUACAUCAUUCUGCCUGUAUUAAUUUUACUAAAAUGUUAAGUAAGAACCGAUUCAUCAAGUUUAUUCAUGAGUAACUUACGCUAACGAGAGACCAACAUUUUUGCCCCUGUGCUCCAAAGCACUCGUCAUAAAAGCUAGAUUGCUAAUGUAAAUCAAGCCAUUAAAUUGAAAAUUUUCAACAAAGAAUAUUUCGUAGGCAUAAAAUAGGUAGAUGUUUUAUAUCAACAUAAUUCAUUAUUCUGAUCGUUAAUGAUCUUACCCUGACAUUUGGUGUCGGAUACACGAAGGAUUGAAGUGGAAAUAUAAGCUUUGUAAAUAGUUUUCCUUACUGCAGGUUGGUUGAAAGCAGUAUCUUCUCGACACGUACAAUAAUGACCUAUAUUAAUAAGAAAUUGACUUGUUUUGUGCUUAGUUUAUUUGAGUAAGCGCAAUUCUUGACGUCUCCUGUGUUAUCAGAGACCAUUUAAGACGCUUGUCAGUAUCGAAAUUAGAGCUAUUAUGAGGAAUCAAUAACACACAAUCAGCCAUAUAGUUAAUUAAUCAAAUAAAGGUUAUGUGUCUCGUAG
Molecule: messenger RNA, 1879 nt
Organism: Hyalella azteca
Lineage: Eukaryota; Metazoa; Arthropoda; Malacostraca; Amphipoda; Hyalellidae
Product: sodium/potassium-transporting ATPase subunit beta
Exons: 6
Coding region: 83-1009 (308 amino acids)
Biological process (GO): potassium ion import across plasma membrane; sodium ion export across plasma membrane; intracellular sodium ion homeostasis
Cellular component (GO): sodium:potassium-exchanging ATPase complex
Molecular function (GO): ATPase activator activity
Source: RefSeq, a predicted model, not a curated record